UGUAUAUUGGAACAGAUCAGGCUUAAUACGAUGCCACAAGAUAAUCUGGAGACAAUUUCUGAAAGAUCAACAGAGGCAUAAAGUCUGACGUGUAAUGAUGGUGCGUUGUGCGAGUAAUUACACCUGGGCCUGCCUGAUGGUACUAGCCUCCCUGUUUCUCGGGUCACAUCCGAGGAGAUUGAGCAAUCGGUCAGCCCUACUGCAAGAGUUGCUGUCUGAAUACGGACCAACCAGCGUCAGACCAGUCUACAAUGUCACCAAAACAACUACUGUCAAGUUUCGUCUCCUCAUUACUCAACUCAUUGAAUUGGACGAAAAGUAUCAGACGAUACAGAUCAGCGGCUGGCUCACACAGUUUUGGGAGGACGAGUUUUUAACAUGGGAUCCAGACCAACGCGAUGGUGUAACUUCACUCUUCGUUCACACAUCGAACAUAUGGCUACCGGACACUACCUUGUAUAAAAAUGUGGAUCCUAAAUUUGAGAGUUAUAAGGACAUUUCAGCGAAGGUUAACAGCACUGGGCAAGUGAAGUGGAGUACUCCAGUUAUCCUUAAGUGCACAUGCCGUAUCGACGCACGUCUCUUCCCAUUUGACAUCCAAGUCUGCGAGCUGCGAUUCAGCCCGUGGGCCUACGACGCGUCUGAGGUAAACCUCCAGGCGCAAGAGGCCCUCGCUCUCCAUGAUCAAUAUCGGGACGACGGCGUCUGGGAACUCCUCAAGAUCGAGGUGGUUCGACGAGAGAUCACGUACGCGUGUUGCCUGGCUCCUUACCCGGAGCUCUCCUACUUCAUACACCUGAAGAGGAGACCUCUAUUCCACGUGUUGAACAUUCUGCUUCCGUGUGUUCUGCUGUCUAUUCUGAACCUGUUGGUGUUUGCAUUGCCCCCGGAGUCUGGUGAGAAGAUUCAGUUGGGAAUGACUAACCUCCUGGCACUGGUGUUGUUUCAACAGUUGAUCACUGAUGCAUUACCACCCACGUCUGCCGCAGAAUCACCGCGAAUAGGUUUCUACUUUACUCCGAUGAUCAUCAUUGGCUGCACUUCCGUAAUGUGCACCGUGCUUGUACUAAAACUGUUCUACCAUAACGACCGUCGCCCAAUCCCGACCUGGCUGCGUAAAUUCAUCUCCAGAACAGCUCUAAUCCUCUUCUACCGACUUCAAAGUCACAGUAAACCAGGGAGCCGCCAUGUUAGUGAGUCAAGGAAACAGUCUGGUACCCGGAUCGAAAUGAAUAGCGAUUCUUCGUUGAUGGAGAACAGCGAGACUGCUGAAAACAAGGCCAAUGAAACCAACGCAGUCAGGAAACACGUUUGCAGCAACUGCCGGAUGAGCACACGGGAGAAUGGUCCAACCGGCAACUUGUCAAUUAACAUACCACCGAGAGCUGACAAAACAGGACGAAGAGGGAAGAUGAAGACCAGUGAGUUAACUUCAAAGGAGGUGAUUUUAGACUGGAAGGAUGUAGCGUUGGUUAUUGACCGGGCCGCUAUGGUUCUAUCGGCCCUCGUUACAGCAUGCGCAAUUGGGACCACUGUUGUAAUGAUCGCUAUAGGGGCGUAGUCAAGCCGUCUAAAUUAUGAUAACCUUCUUCGUAGGUUUCUAGCUCAAUAUCGAGAAAAAAUUUCUCAUAUACACGGGUAAAAAUAAAACACACACAAUAGGACAAAUCUCACAAUAUAUUGUCAACAAACAUUGUCAAUACACUCAACACUAGCAAUUUGACUAUUGAAUCCUUGUCAUUUGAUUGGUGGAUCUGGAACACGCGUCACAUAUCGUCCUAUGAUAUCUGGCUUUUUCAGCACUCAGCUUCGCCUCGAAAACUAAAAGUAGUCCAGAUUUCACUUCAUGUUUUAGCAACAGUACAUACAUUCAUGCAAGAUUGAAUACAACAUUGCAGCUAUCAUAUAUCAUACCGUAAAUAGUUGAUGCACUCUCGCACCCUCUCUCAUGUAGAGAAAAGGAAAAUCAUUUUCUACACACAGCAGUGUUGUCCGUACAUAAAUUCUCACAAGGCUAUUAUAAUAACAUCAAUUUGGAUAUAAAUGUACAUAAUGCGAACACAAUGUGGUGGUAACCAAUAGGGACAUUUCAAUUAGCGUAGCAGACUUUUCUUAAUUAUUGAUGGAACGUCACAUCCAAGGUCUACACUCCCGUCAGAGUUGACCCCGAUCAGAAAUGCAAGGGGGCCUGACCAAUUUGGGGUCAGGUUUGACCCUGUAUAUUGGUUUUAAAAAGGGGGAAAAGUAGCUUGGAUUCACUGUCAUAGUUUAGCCCGAAUUCCGGAUCAAACUGACAUAGAAAUGGGUCAGGCUCCCUCAGGGAUUCGGAACCGGGUCAAUUCUGACUCUAAAGGUUUUGGAUUGUAAUACGUUUAUUUCUUAUGUGGUGAAUUACUAUAGGGUUAAGCUUCCACUUAAUAUUUAUCCACGUGUGACCACUAAACGUAUAAUAAAAUAUUUACGUCCUAGUGUCUGUAAUUCAGUAUUAAUUUCUUAAUUAAUUAGAGGGCGCUGCUCUCUGUAGCGAUGAACCAUUGGCCUUUUGUGUCUCUCGCCUCUAAUUUUUGUACCAUCUUUGGGAUUUCUUUAAUUUAUAUAUUUUUAGUGUGUUCAAUAAUUAAGUUUUACCUAGUUUCAGCAACAUAUGGUAUGAGGGCUUUUUGUUUGUAUUGUUGUUUUUGUUUGUGUUUUCGUGUGUGUACGUG
Molecule: messenger RNA, 2705 nt
Organism: Asterias rubens (European starfish)
Lineage: Eukaryota; Metazoa; Echinodermata; Asteroidea; Forcipulatida; Asteriidae
Product: neuronal acetylcholine receptor subunit alpha-7-like
Exons: 6
Coding region: 95-1561 (488 amino acids)
Biological process (GO): chemical synaptic transmission; monoatomic ion transmembrane transport; nervous system process
Cellular component (GO): postsynaptic membrane; neuron projection; synapse
Molecular function (GO): acetylcholine-gated monoatomic cation-selective channel activity; transmembrane signaling receptor activity
Source: RefSeq, a predicted model, not a curated record